This is a messenger RNA of Didymodactylos carnosus, 1947 nucleotides long. NCBI's taxonomy places the organism in Eukaryota, Metazoa, Rotifera, Eurotatoria, Philodinida, Philodinidae. The record is from the annotation of a GenBank genome assembly.
AUGAGUGUCUUGCAUAUAUUACCGUCUGUAUUAAAUUUGACACGAGAUGAAGAAGAUGAAUUAUUAAGAAGUGUUGUUAACUUUUUGGGACAUCAACGUCGAGAAAAAUUUGCAUUUCCAUUACUGGUUACACUAUAUUCAUUUAUAUUUGCUACUGGAUUAACAGGAAAUUUUUGCACAUGUUUUAUCAUAUGGAAAAAUACCGAUAUGCAUACACCAACAAAUUUCUAUUUAUUUUCAUUAGCCGUUUCAGAUUUACUACUCAUCAGCUUAGGUCUAUCUGUUGAAAUGUAUAAUAUUUAUGAAUCAUGGCCAUGGAUAUUUGGUGAAGCAUUUUGUGUAUUUCGUACUGUCGUAUUAGAAAUUGUUACAUCUGCUUCCAUUUUGACUGUGUUAUGUUUUACUGUUGAACGUUAUUUGGCAAUAUGUUUUCCAAUGAUAUCACAAAAAGUUCUAGGAGGUUUAAGACGAGCGUUGAAAAUGAUUUUAAUUGUCUGGUUUCUAUCUUUUCUAUUAGCCGUACCAUACACAUUCACUGCUGGCGUUUUUGUCAGUGUAUCAGCUGAAAUUCGUAAUCAAACAGUACAAAUUUUAGAUAGUCGAAUAUGUGCUAUUAGACCAGAAUAUUGGGAGCCAAUGUUAUAUUAUAUGGCUGUAACAACAUUUCUAGUGUUUGUCAUCCCGAUAUUUGUUAUAAAUGUGCUUUAUAUUCUAAUGGGCAUUACAUUAUAUAAAACGAGUCGAAAACCAAUACAUAAACCAAAUCAAGCUACCGGUGAAAUUUGGAGAGAUAAAAAUAUUUCUAUGAUAAAAUCAAGACCAAGAAAUUCAAGACGAGCAGUAUUAAAAAUGUUAGUGGCCGUUGUUAUUGCAUUUUUUAUAUGCUGGGCUCCGUUUCAUACUCAACGUAUAUCGGCAUUUGUGACAAGAUUAUUAGAUAAAGCAAAUAAAAAUCAUACAUCAGACGCGGCAACAAAAUUUCAAGAAAUACUCUUUUUUACAUCCGGUAUACUGUACUAUUUGUCUGCUACAGUAAAUCCUGUUUUAUAUAAUAUUAUGUCCAAACGUUAUCGUAAUGGUUUUAAACGUACACUGUGUCGAUGGUCUAUCGCUACUCAGGCCAUAUCUUAUCGCCCAGUUCGAACAAAUACAUUACACAAUAGAUCGUACGAUCAUCUUAAUGGAAUCGGAAAUCAUAAUGAUAACUACAGAACGUUUCAUCAAAUGAAAUUAAUUCAACAAUCUCGUCCUAAUCGUUUAUCUUGUCCAACAGUGAAUACUGUGUUGAAACAACAUCCAUUACCCAUAUGUUAUUCUAAUACUCAAACAAAUAAAACAGCAUUAAUUACGCAACAAAAUAUGCAAAAUGGUACAACGUGCACUAUGCCAGCAUCACCAUCCAUUUAUCAUCAUCCUUAUUCAGAAAUAAAUAGUCAAUCACCUCAACGACAAAUAUCUCGACGAGAUACACUAUUCACAUUUUCAAUGUCUAAAUAUAAAUUUGUUAUCGGAUCAAGAACAUUUAAAUCGCAUGAUUUUCCGUCUACGUAUAUAAUACCAUCAACAAAUUUACGUAACUCACGUCGAUCUAAAUCAUUAAACAAUCGUCGAUGUAAAUCAGAAAAAUUUCGUUCAUAUCAUUAUCGCUUUUCUAUUGAACCAAAUCAAAUAUCACAACUGCGAAAAUUUUCCAUGAAUUCUGUUGCUGAUCGAUCUAAUCUGACUAACAGUAACAGUUUAAAUAAACCUCCAAAACAUUUUCCUCACACAUUAUUUACAAACACUCCACCAACACCGUUUAAUUCAGCGUCAUCACAAAAUGGAUCAAUACCGUUGGAUAAUUUAGCAAAAAUUCCGACAAUUAUUCCUCAUUUUGCUAUACCAAAACAAAAUGACGGCGAGCAUUCAUCGUCGUCAGCUAAUGGAUCAUUAUUUUUAAAAAAAUAA